Oppiella nova is the source of this 852-nucleotide messenger RNA. The record is from the annotation of a GenBank genome assembly. Lineage: Eukaryota; Metazoa; Arthropoda; Arachnida; Sarcoptiformes; Oppiidae.
AUGUCUUCGAAUGGACUCAAUCGACGCGAAAGAGUUGUCGAUAGGAAUGGCGACACAAAUGAGGAGAACGUGUCUCGAGUGGUGUCUCAAGAAGUUUCGCCCGAAAGACCACAAAACCAGAGUAUUAUGAAGCGAGUGAUGAGUCUAAUGGCACUCUCGAUGGCUAUUCUUGUAGUGGUUUACUACACGACUCAAUGCAAUGACACCAAAGAACUAAUGAUGGCUUCGGCCACUCAAUCCAUAACGGGUUCGCCGGUCGGACAACAAGUGAUAUGCGGACGUUUUGUGUCCGAUUCGGUGAUCACUGAAUCGGAAGUCAAACACUUGUUGUCAGUGACGAAGAGAGGCCUAUCAUUGGGCGGCUCUUCGGGCGGCGCCUCUUUCUUCAGCUUACAUUCGGGCGACCUUUCGAUGGCAACUAAUUUCGUGAAGAUCUAUAAACUCAUGGAUAGUACACAACAAACGGAAGAGCUGUUCACCGAAAAAGACUUUGAAGUCUACAGAACUGUGACGAACAGAAUCCGCAAAACGAUUGCAAUUCAUUUCGGCAUCUCUUCGGCUCAGCUCUACAUAACGAUUAUGACUGUCUUCCGAAGAAGGAACGUAAAGUGCGAACAAUUCACUUCUUCGCUGUAUUUGUCGACAUAUGGCGCGGACUUCUCCGGCGGACGCCUUAUAUUGACGGACGAGAAGUCGAACCAAACAAUUGAGCCUAAGUUGGGACGAGUCUCGGGCUUCACGUCGGGCUCAGAGAACGAGCACUUCGUCGAGAGGGUCACCAACGGGACGAGAUAUGCUUUGGUUAUGGCCUUCACCUGUGACCCCGAGUUCGCCGCCAAAGAUCCACAGAUU